Sceloporus undulatus (fence lizard) is the source of this 3393-nucleotide messenger RNA. RefSeq names its product rho-related GTP-binding protein RhoG-like. The transcript is spliced from 2 exons. The coding region runs from base 126 to 701 and encodes 191 amino acids. The record is from RefSeq and is a predicted model, not a curated record. Lineage: Eukaryota; Metazoa; Chordata; Lepidosauria; Squamata; Phrynosomatidae. Gene Ontology annotation, cellular component: plasma membrane; cytoplasmic vesicle; cytoskeleton. Gene Ontology annotation, molecular function: GTP binding; GTPase activity; protein kinase binding. Gene Ontology annotation, biological process: regulation of cell shape; actin filament organization; small GTPase-mediated signal transduction.
CGGGGGGCGGUUUCCUUCUGCCGGAUGCAGCAGCAGCUUCUCCUCCUCGGCCGGCGACUGAGGCGAAGACGGCGCCCGGGAAAGAGGAGAAGGAGAGCCAGGAGUCUUCCUCUUGGAGUGAAAGGAUGCAGACGAUAAAGUGUGUGGUGGUUGGAGAUGGCGCCGUGGGGAAGACCUGCCUGCUCAUCAGCUACACCACCAACGCCUUUCCCGAGGAGUAUAUCCCCACCGUCUUCGACAACUACAGCGCUCAGAUGACGGUGGAUGGUCGGAUGGUGAGCCUGAACCUCUGGGACACUGCUGGCCAGGAGGAGUACGACCGCCUGCGCACCCUCUCUUACCCACAGACCAACGUCUUCGUGAUCUGCUUUUCCAUCGGGAGCCCUUCCUCAUAUGCCAAUGUGCGGCACAAGUGGCACCCCGAGGUGUCCCACCACUGCCCCAACGUGCCCAUCCUCCUAGUGGGCACCAAGAAGGACUUGAGGAAUAACGCGGAGACGGUGAAAAAGCUGAAGGAGCAGAACCUGGGCCCCACCACCCCUCAACAGGGGACUUCGCUGGCCAAACAGAUCGGAGCAGUCAAAUAUCUAGAGUGCUCAGCACUGAACCAGGAAGGGGUGAGAGAAGUCUUCGCGGAGGCUGUGCGGGCCGUUUUGUAUCCCGUGACCAAGAAGAACUCCAAGAAGUGUCUUCUUUUGUAGCCGGUGGGCAUCAUGGAGCAAAGACCGGGGGCUUGGCAUGUCUGCAGGUCACCUCCUUAAUCUAAUUGCAUCUUGCACUAAUGGCUUUAAGAGAGAUUUCUUUUGGCAAGUCCUCCCGCAGUUCUGGCGCCGGUUCCUGCAGAGUGAAAUGGAGGUUUAGAUUCCAGUUUGAAGAAUUUUGCCUGGCCACGAAAUUCUCAGCAUUUCCUGCUCCGCAUCAUGUUCUCUCUGUGGGUUGGAGAAGGGUUUCUGUGGGGUGACUCCUUCGAAGCCAAGUUCUGCCUUUACUAUACAAACCUAAGAUAUGGGCCUUUUGAAAGAAACGACGAUUCAUUUCGCUUUUCAGGUUGCUGCUGCUUUUUCUAGCCUUUCUGUCAAAAGCCAGUUGUCUUGUGCGCAGACAGGGUUGUGCCUUUCCGAUAUGUCAAGCGACAUCGAAUCAAUAUGUCACAGUGUUCAAAAUGCCUUUUGAAUUCGUUUUAAACCUGCUCCACUGUGACAUGUGAGGCACAGUAUAUACUAUGUGUAAUAGGAGAAGUGAGGAUCUGAGAGGGAUGGGGAACUGCUGAGAGGCUUUGCAUAGGAUCAAACCCAGGUUGUGUCCCUUUUCUUUGGUGGAAGGCAUUUGCUACUGGUCCAUGAAUAUAGGCUAGGAUUGGGAGUAGGUCCCUUUGGCUUUCAUGGCUGGCUAGUGAGGGCUUGUGAUGCAGUUCCUUUAUUUCUGCAUCUGUCUGCUCCUGUGCCCUGUCAGUAAGCCAAGGCAUUCUUUUCCCCAAUUUUCCACAUUGCCUUUAGUUUGGCUUUGGACUGCACAGAAUGAGAUACAUUCAAUUUAGCAGAAUGAGUUCUCCAUUCUAACAUAUUCCCCUUGCAUUGCCUUCUCUAGGACAUGGCCUCUAGUGGCAUCCCUGGUGAUGCGAAGAUGCUUGUCUGCCUGAGGCCUUGGCUAGAGACACCUGGCAUUGGCAUGGUGGUUUGCCAAUUGCAGCUAAGUCACAACUAAGCUACACAUAGCCUUGAAGGACCAGGAUUGGCAUUAUGCUAGUUUGGCUGCGGCACUUCCAUUUACUCCUCUGCGUACCAUAAUGGGCCUUAACCCUGUGAAUGUGGCCUUGUUUGCUCACUGCCCCCUCCUUUUUAACUUAACUGCCAUGGUCACAAAGCAGUAUUUCUGUGCCUUCUCCUCACUGUUACCUGCUCUGCAAGAAAAGACGAAUAAUUAUCUGCCUUUUAAAUGUUCAGGUGUGAAUGCUGUUAAAAUGCUGCACUAGUUUGUUACUCUCUGGGGCAUUGGUACCCAACAUAGAUGCUAUAUAAGCAGAGUUUAACUUCCACUAAAAUAUUAACGCUCCCUUUUUGAUAAAAGAGUUAUGCAAGUGUUGUUUUUUUUUAAAAUCUCUUUAGCACAAUGAGUGAUUUCAUUCAUCCGGCAGCGUUAAGAAACUCUUAAGCUGGUGCAGCACAGCCAUGUUGAUGCCCUGCAAGUGGGUUAAUUAAGAUGGGUUACUGGGAGCCUGAGGCUUCCUGGCAUCUCUUUCAGGACAAGGAGAGCUGAAUUUAUGUGAAGAGGCUUGCGACUGGCAGUUCUUAAGGACGUCUUAUGAGUUGCUUCUCCACAGCCGUCUUGUGGUGCUACCUAGGAAGAACAUGAGCCGUAAAGUAGGAGCCUGCCCCUACCCACCCACUUUUUCUCUUCUUUUAGCUUGACCCCCAUUCUGAAAUGAAUUAGCUCUGUGUUAUAUAAUGAUGAUUUUAAAACUCAGACAGUGUAGAGAAAACCUGCCCUGAAUCAUGAUACUUGUGAGCUGCCCUCUCUACUGUAAUGCCAAUGAAAUGCCUGAGCGAGGGAGCUGGACCAGGUGCAAAUCCAGCAUCCCUCUUAUCAAAGUCCUGAGAAAUGAAGCUUAGAUGGCUAUAACUGAAAAGCUGCCUUUGCCUCUUCUCCCCCCCCCCCCAAACCCAAGCUUAGAGACUCUGCCCCGGUUUCUUUGCCUGUCAUUGGACCAUUCUCAGGGUAUGGACUGGUGACCGACCCUUUCUUGGGGCCUAAGGAAUGAAGUUAAUGGUGCCUUGGUCUCAUCAGUGCAUCCAAAUGCUUUCUGAAUACCGGUCAAAGCAUUACUCUGUGUGUGUCUUUGUGUGUAUGAAAGAGAGAGAUCAUGGGUUUGCAUGCAUGCUCUGUGGCACUCAGGCCUUGGGAUGUGAUGGACCAGACUCUGCAGACCAAGGGUUGUGUAUUUGGCCGUUCCGCUUUGUGUAGGAUGUGCUCACCUUAAAACUCUGUAAAGCCUUGUCUCCUUUUGGUGCUGCAGGGGCUGGUGGGGGAAAGGGCAUCCGUAACUCCCUCGCAAAAGGGGUUUUUCGAGGCCGAACCGUGGGCAGCUGUGGUCCUACCAUCCCUUGCCAGGACAGGCAGCGGUGACGGAGGGUCAUGGGAGUUGUAGUCUCAGAAAAGAGCUGGAGGGCCACAGUCGGCCGCGGCCUUUCCUUUUCUAAAGCGGGGCUAAAUGGUUGUUGGGGGUGCAGAGGCCUUAAAGGCGCCAAGGGGAACCUGAGACUGUUUGGUACUGAAACCUAUACACUGGCAACUGAUUUUAUAGUUUUAAAAAGAGAAAUACAUUUGUACAGCGAAACUAACAAAAGUUAUUUUUAAAUUAUGCAGAAUUAAAAAAUGGAAAUAAAAGCAUUUUUC